Molecule: messenger RNA, 1288 nt
Organism: Ceratosolen solmsi marchali
Lineage: Eukaryota; Metazoa; Arthropoda; Insecta; Hymenoptera; Agaonidae
Product: signal sequence receptor subunit 1 l(1)G0320
Exons: 5
Coding region: 207-1049 (280 amino acids)
Cellular component (GO): endoplasmic reticulum; endoplasmic reticulum membrane
Source: RefSeq, a predicted model, not a curated record
GCUCUGUCUGGUGGCAUACUAUAGCAACAUGCGCAAGUAGGCCUUCGCUUAGCGACGUAGCGGUUAACCAGCAAGCGCUCGUGGUCCAUAUCCUCUCCUUUCCACGUUUGUUUUGUAAUUUCUCCUUUGCCAGGAGGAGGGAAUAGUGCCAGGAAGGCCGAGGGCUUCUCCGUAGCUGUAGCCGAAGGUAUCGAAAGUCGACGAGAAUGAGGAACUUACCGUUACUGCUGCUCGUUGCCCUACCGGCUGUUAUCCUGACGAUGAGCCCAGGAAGUAUACCAGUUGUAUCGGCUCAAGAAGAUGAUAACGAUGAUAUCGUUGAUGUGGAAGGAGAAGAAAAUAGUAUAGUUACCGAUGAAGAAGCCGAAGAUGAGAUAGUAACAGCUUCUAAAGAUGUAAUUACCUCGAUUCUCUUUACUGAACCAAUUCACAAUCCACUGUCAACUCUUGAAUUACCAGCUGGCAAACUUGUUGAAUUUUUAAUUGGAUUCACAAAUAAGGCUGAAGUCGACUAUAUUAUCGAAACAGUCAACACUUCGUUUCGUUAUCCAAUGGACUUCAAUUUUUAUAUUCAAAAUUUUUCAACGAUCGCUUACAACAAAGUUGUCAAACCAAAUCACGAAGCUACGUUAGCAUAUUCGUUCAUUCCAUCUGACUCCUUUGCUGGAAGACCUUUUGGUCUUAAUAUAAACUUGAAUUACAGGGACGCCAAUGGAUUAUCAUUUAACGAAGCUGUAUUUAACGAGACUGUGCAAAUUAUUGAGCUGGACGAAGGUCUUGACGGUGAAACUGUUUUCUUAUAUAUAUUUUUGGCAGCUUGUGUCAUUUUGACUCUUGUCGGUGGACAGCAGCUUUUAUCAUCAUUUGGAAGAAAGUCUCGCUCCACCACUCGCAAAGCAACUAUCGAACUAGGAACCGUGAAUCCCAAUAACGUUGAUUAUAACUGGAUUCCCAAAGAGACUCUAAAUAUGAUCAAUAAAUCUCCAAAAACACCUAAACAAAGUCCAAAACAAAGGAAAGUUAAAAGAUCCAUCGGCUCCGACGACUGAAUGUAAUGGAAAUUAUUUAUGAUUAAUUUAAAACAGAAAGGAGGGAAAUGAUAGGACGUACAAUACGUCAUUUGUAAUUAAAAUAUAUGAGAAUUUACUUAAAUGCAAAAUGAAAUCUUUGCGAUUCCUGUGUUGCAGUGUUCUAUUUAUUGAAUUAUGCAACAAAGUGCGUUAAUUGUGAACAAACUUUUUUACUUAGGUAAUAUAAAGAUUUAUUAUUAAAGAUGAAGUACAACGUU